GUACGUUAAGUAAAAAUCUUAAAACCAAUUACUGCAACUAUGAAGAUCGCCAUCUUUUUCCUGCUCGUGGGUUUAAGCAGCUGUUUUGUUUCUGCAAAUUUCAUAGAUGAUCCGGAUAGUGGUGGCCUAGAGUCAUGCCCUGGAAGGAUUACACAAGACCAAGGUCGAACUUUGGCCACAAUGAUUGUUAUAUUGAUUCAAAAAAAUGAAUAUGUGAAGCAAAGAGGCCUGCAAAAUUCGCCUCUAAAGAUAUGUAUUCUGGAUACUGCCUUCUCUAUUGUGAGACUGGUGGCUAGCUACAAGCAAUGUGAUAUCAACAUUAUUGUUCAAGAAUUGUUGAAUAACCUGGAUGUUGACAGUGGUACUAAAGAAAUGGUCAGGCAAGCUUUGUUGAGAAAUCAGCCUGAGCUAGCUGCAUCAUUCAGCGCAGAUAUGAGUGUACUUAUCCGGGCCGUAUGUCUCUUAGUGGAUAGGCUUGCUGCUGCAGAUGGCUUUAUCCUUAGUGACAUAAUAAAUGACAUUCUUCCUAAUUUGGCUGGUUUUCUUGGUUCCCUUAUGAAUGCAGUUACAAAUACUCUUGGCUCAGCCCUUAAUGUAGUUUUUAGCCUUGUUAACAAUGCUGGUAGAUUAGUGUCUUCUGUCGCUAAUGUAGCUACUGGUCUUGUUGAUAAUCUUGUGGGUGCUGUUACUGGUGGUGGUUCAGGCGGUGGACUUAUUGGUGGUAUUCUGGGUGGCGGUUCAGGCGGUGGACUUCUAGAUGGUUUAACUGGUGGUGGUUCAGGCGGUGGACUUAUUGGUGGUAUUCUGGGUGGCGGUUCAGGCGGUGGACUUCUAGAUGGUUUAACUGGUGGUGGUUCAGGCAGUGGACUUGUGAGUGGUGUUCUGGGUGGAGGUUCAGGCGGUGGACUUCUAGGUGGUUUAACUGGUGGUGGUUCAGGCAGUGGACUUGUGAGUGGUGUUCUGGGUGGCGGUUCAGGCGGUGGACUUGGGGGUGGUUUAACUGGUGGUGGUUCAGGUGGUGGAUAUGUGAGUGGUUCAGGCAGUGGACUUGGGGGUGGUUUAACUGGUGGUGUAUAUGUGAGUGGUUCAGGCGAUGGACUUGGGGGUGGUUUAACCGGUGGUGGGUCAGCUGGUGGAUAUGUGAGUGGCUCAGGCGGUGGACUUGGGGGUGGUUUAACUGGUGGUAGUUCAGGUGGGGGAUAUGUGAGUGGUUCAGGUGGUGGACUUGGAGGAGGGUUAACUGGUGGUGGUUCAGGUGGUAGAUAUGUGAGUGGUUCAGGCGUUGGAUUUGGGGGUGGUUUAACUGGUGGUAGUUCAGGUAGCGGAUAUAUGAGUGGUUCAGGUGGUGGACUUGGGGGUGGUUUAACUGGUAGUGGUUCAGGUGGUGGAUAUGUGAGUGGUUCAGGCGGUGGACUUGGGGGAGGGUUAACUGGUGGUGGUUCAGGUGGUGGAUAUGUCAGUGGCUCAGGCGGUGGAUUUGGGGGUGGUUUAACUGGUGGUAGUUCAGGUGGUGGAUAUGUGAGUGGUUCAGGCGGUGGAUUUGGGAAUGGUGGCAAUUUGGGCGGAGGAAUUGGGGGUGGUUUAACUGGUGGGGGUUCAGGCGGGGGUGGACUUAUUAGCAAUGUUCUUGGUAGCUUCUUAGGUUAAAUCAUCAUUCCUCCUGAUUACAGGCACCUCAGUAAUUUUUUUCACCAAGAAAAAGAAGUGGACUACAAUGAGUCUAUCCUCUAAUAACCAGAAUAUUUUUUUUUCUUUUACAAAAUAUAAUGUUGUUUCUUCUAUACAACUGUGAAUGGUUUGCUUUCUCUGAUUUUGAAUAUAACCAAAUGAAUAAAAUA
Messenger RNA from Hyla sarda, 1838 nucleotides. RefSeq lists its product as uncharacterized. The record is from RefSeq and is a predicted model, not a curated record. The coding region runs from base 40 to 1647 and encodes 535 amino acids. The transcript is spliced from 10 exons. Lineage: Eukaryota; Metazoa; Chordata; Amphibia; Anura; Hylidae.